This is a messenger RNA of Nothobranchius furzeri (turquoise killifish), 2588 nucleotides long. RefSeq names its product homeobox A4a (gene hoxa4a). Gene Ontology annotation, molecular function: RNA polymerase II cis-regulatory region sequence-specific DNA binding; DNA-binding transcription factor activity, RNA polymerase II-specific. Gene Ontology annotation, biological process: positive regulation of transcription by RNA polymerase II; anterior/posterior pattern specification; embryonic skeletal system morphogenesis. The record is from RefSeq and is a predicted model, not a curated record. Gene Ontology annotation, cellular component: nucleus; nucleoplasm. Lineage: Eukaryota; Metazoa; Chordata; Actinopteri; Cyprinodontiformes; Nothobranchiidae.
AAGCAUAUGCUAUUAUUAUUAUUAUUAUUAUUAUUAUUAUUAUUAUUAUUAUUACAGAUUUAAAAUAUUUGUCUUGUUUGGUUUCAUCUUUGAGCUUGCGCAGGGACAUGGUUAGUGCACGUGCACUGGUUAAAGAAGUUGUUUGUUAUUUUUUUCCAAAUAAGCGAGGUUUGCUCAGAGCGUGUGAAUCUGUCCUGACACGAGGUCACCGGACUCCUCCACUGCAAAUGGACGGGUGCUAUUUUCAAAUUUUUGCUUCGGCAUCCGGACUGUAAUGCAAAGCAGGUGUCCUUGGGUGUUCGUCCGAUUGAUGUGCUUUUUAAUAACAGCCAAGAGCGGGUUCGAGUGCGCGCCUUAAACGUCAUAUAGGUUUAGUGUUACAUUAUAAAGGAAAGGCUUUGGGAAGCGUUCAGGUUGGUGUUUUAUUCUGGGGAAAACAGGAAAUGUGACUUGCGUCUUGCAUAAACGGGCCUGCCUUUGCAUUUGGGAACGUGUGGUGUUCCUGCUGGUUGGUUUUUCUGGAUUUAGAGAUUUGCAGUUUACGCGCUAGAAGUGUGCAGCAAAACAUGUCUGUGUGCUGCAUGCUCUAUGCGUUUUUACUUAUUUAAACUCUUUAAUAGCCAUAUUUUAUGGUGAAUUGUUGAGCUAGUUCUUGUUUUCUUGCCCUGGUCUUUUCUAAAAUGCAACAGAUUCCUAACAGCUUGAAUUUGUGUUUAUUCAUGAGUAUUUCUGCACAGCCUCCACCAGGACUCGGCUUAUUUCUCUCAGUCUGAGCCGAGCUGCAGAGUCUCACCCGUAAGUUCAGUUCCGAGCCGUAAACAACUUAGUUGAUUAGGUUUUUUGCCUUUUAUAUCCUAAUCUGAUAAGCAAAACGCCAACGCGAGCCAGUCCGAGCGGAGCUGCUGGUACCAGUGCCAUGCUUUCCAUUGGUUCCUGUUUACAUGAUGCCCACAGGACACGCGGUGAUUGGUGGUUCCACGCACGUGACCAGACAACUUUGUACAUUUGACAGGGGAGUAGGAGGGUUUUGUGGAGAUCAGAAAAACGACAGCGCGAUAAAAAUUAGUAUUGUUGCACUUCACAAAUUAAUGACCAUGAGUUCCUACUUGAUAAACUCCAACUACAUCGAGCCUUCCUUCCCGCCGUGCGACGAAUAUCAGCAGAGCGGAUACAUCCCCAGCCAUGGUGAUUACUACGAGCGACCAAAAGACACGGGUUUCCCCCAUCACGACGAGGCAACCUACCCGAGGUCAAACUACACAGAAACGGGCUACGAUUACGGCAACGUCCCCGCCGCCGCCUCACUCGACGAUUUCGGGGACGGGCAUCACGCACAGCCGCAGCCGGUUGCACAGAGCCACGGUCCUCGCCUCUCCACGGCGCCAGACGGUGGCGCAGGGGCAAAUACCAAAGACUGCAGUCUCUCCGGUGAGGUGUAUCCCGGCACGGCGAAGGGCAAGGAGCCGGUGGUCUACCCGUGGAUGAAAAAGGUCCACGUUAGCAACGUCAGUGCCAGUUACAAUGGAGGAGUGCCCAAGAGGUCCCGCACUGCCUACACCCGCCAACAGGCUCUGGAGCUGGAGAAGGAGUUCCACUUCAACCGCUACCUGACCCGGCGCCGGCGGGUGGAGAUUGCGCACACCAUGUGCCUGUCCGAGCGCCAGGUCAAGAUCUGGUUUCAGAACCGGAGGAUGAAGUGGAAAAAGGAGCACAAGCUCCCCAACACUAAGAUCCGCUCGUCCAGCUCGGCCUCAGCGACCGGGGCCCAGCAGCAGCAGCAGCAGAUCAAAACAGGCCAGCAGCUCGUGCCCACGCCGUGCACCGUGGGUCUAUAGUCCACCAAUGAACGCAAAUGCCUGAAACUCCAGACUGAGAUGGAAAACAAAGCAAAAGUGGAAUUGGAUGGACCGAUUUUCAGUAUUUUACACACAUGGUGUUAUUCUCUGUAACCUUGCACAUUGGGCCUUUGCCACGUCCUUUGUAACCCUUUCCUCCACGAUCGUCUUCAUAUAAGCUUGAAAUCUACAUUUAUUUGCCAUGGUGGCAACUGAAGUGUCUAUAUAUUUGUUUAUAAUGGAACAAGAAGAAAAAAAGCCAACGCGCAUUCAGAGCAGAUGUUGCAGUUUGGUGGCAGUGAGUUAGAGCUGUUUUAUGUAUUAUUGUUUUGUUCCUGUUUUCCUUUAAUUGCUCAUGGAAAGUUCUAAUAUACUUGAAAGUUAUCUGUGAGGCUCGGAGUUAGAGAGGCGCUCGAGCCGUUCUGUAGGAAUGGUCCCGGUCCGAGGAGCUGCGUGUAGUCUGUGCGUUUGAAUGGGUCGGUUUACUGUUGAAUGUAGUCCAGGUGACUUUUACAUCUAGUGUACAUAUAAAACUACCUAAUGAAGGCACAAGGACGGGCGGGAGAGGCUUCCCGUCCGCUCUGCUUAUGUUGUAUAAGGUCUAGUUUCAUCUGUGCUGGUGCGUCCUUUGUUGUGCUGUGUUCUAAACUGUGAAUAUGUGUCUGUGUUGUCUCAGUGGUGACCGUUGUUCAUAUACAGGCUAGUGUAGCUUAAACGUGUCCUUGUGAAAUAAAUAUGUGCUUCACUUAUAAA